Molecule: messenger RNA, 3179 nt
Organism: Sinocyclocheilus anshuiensis
Lineage: Eukaryota; Metazoa; Chordata; Actinopteri; Cypriniformes; Cyprinidae
Gene: znf830
Product: zinc finger protein 830
Exons: 2
Coding region: 23-1075 (350 amino acids)
Biological process (GO): nuclear DNA replication; mitotic DNA damage checkpoint signaling; mitotic DNA replication checkpoint signaling
Cellular component (GO): nucleus; spliceosomal complex
Molecular function (GO): zinc ion binding; nucleic acid binding
Source: RefSeq, a predicted model, not a curated record
UACGUGUUUCCGGUGCGACUCAAUGAAGGCUCGAGCGCCGCCUGCAGGACGCGACGCGACGCGCCGCCGACAACGCGUCAUUUACCCGCGACGAGCCUGCGACGAGAUGGCUUCGAUUCAGAAGGGGAAGAAGGUGGUAAAUCAAGAGGAUUUACGGCGGUUUAUGAAGGAGAAGAAACUAUCGAGCGAGCGACAGAAACGCGUUGACUCGCCGCACGCCAAAUACAACAGUCUGGGUCAGCUGAGCUGCGCGCUGUGCAACGCGCCGGUGAGGAGCGCGCUGCUCUGGCAGACACACGUGCUGGGAAAACAGCACAAAGAUAAAGUCAGCCAGCUGAAGAACAGAGACAGCACUGAAGCAGCGGCAGCAUCUUCAUCAUCUUCCUCCGCGCUGAAGAGGCCCGCGCCGGAGCCCGCGUCUACAUCCGGGAAACGCGCGAAGCUGCCGCUCACCGGAGGCGCAGGUGCCGUGGGAGGACAGCCGGAGGAGACGGCCUCGUCUUCACGUCAUUCUGCGGGUCUGGGGCUCCUCGCUGGACUCUACGGUGAUGGUGAUGAUGAUGAAGAAGCUAAAGACGGUGUCCCGGCGGAUUUCUUCGACAACAGCGUCUUCUCCGUCUCUCACUCCAGCUCAGUGUCCAAACCGGACGACGGCGAGGAGAGUGCCACGGAGAGGAAGGACCACGCGGCCGAAGCCUUACCCGAGGGCUUCUUCGACGACCCGGUGCGCGAUGCUAAAGUGCGUCAGGUGGACACGCCGAGAGACCAGAUGGACAAGGAGUGGGAGGAGUUCCAGAAGGAGAUGCGGCAGGUGAACAGCGCGUCUGACGCCAUCGUCGCCGAGGAUGAUGAGGAGGGACGCCUGGAGCGGCAGAUCGACGAGAUCAACGAGCAGAUCGAGUGCUUCCGGCGGGUGGAGGUGUUGCGCACCAGACAGGAGGUGAAGAGCGCGAUGGAGAGAGAGAGACGGCAGAGAGCCGAGGCGCAACCAGACGCCGGCAAGGAGGAGGAGGAUGAGGAAGAGCUGAUGCAUGUGCUGACGCAGGACUGGAGGGCCAAAGGUGCUCUCGCUUAACACCUUCAGUGUUUCUCUGAUGUUUCCCUGUUUUGUUUGUUACUGCUUCUGUACAGAGAUUUAUUAAAUCAGAAUGCAUUGUGAAGUUUUCAUAAAGCACAUGUGGUUCGUCUGUAGUUCUGCAGAUGCUUUGAUCUGCUGGUUUUUCUCCGUCUCAGAUUCCUCACUCUUAUUAUCUGUAAUCAUCAGAAUGGCCUACAGCUACUUCACAACACACCUGCGUUAUUAUCAGUUCAGAGCUGGACGAGGACAAUAUAAUACACAGUCAGUAUUUGUGGUGUGCAAUGAAUGAUGAUGAAACAAAAUGUAUGUGUAUAUUUUAUAUAUGCAAUUAUUUUUUUAUUCAGUUGACAGCCGUAAUAUACACACUUUGCAUUAAGAAUUAGGGAGCGUACACAUUUGAACAGGAUGAAGAUGUGUGUAUUUUGUUAGAUACUGUUUUCAUACAGUACUGCCCUUCAGAAGACAAAUAAUAUACUUGCAUAAUUCCCAGAAGACAAAAAAGACCAAUGUCUGACUAAAACCAGACGUAGACUGUGUCUGAUCAGCGUUAAGAAGAGAACGAUCGGCUCGUCUGAUGAUUGAGUUUAAAACGAAUCCUGACAGGUCACCAAUAAAGAGAUGAUAAUAAUGGGCUGUUAUGAUCAUAUUUCUUGGUUUUAGUAACGCACUCGACUGCAUUCUGAACAUCCACGAAGAAGCAGAUCAAACACUUGAAAAAGCAAUUGUUUUUAUUAUACCAGUAAAUGUUAACCCUUUUCUCUUGUGAAAUACAGAAUGUUCUAAUGAAUACUUUCCAUUUUAUAUCCAGAAAUGAUAAAUGGUCAAUUAAAAACUCUAUACUAUACGAUCUAUCUGAACUACAGGGGAAAAUAUUCAAACAUUAAUGGCCAUUUAAUGUCCAACAAGGCAAGAAAAAGUGAAAGAAACUCUUCUUGGCAACCCUAACAUCACUCUAUAUAUGAAGGGUUCAUAUCUUUUGUGUUCCUUUGCAAUGCCUAAAUACAGGACAAGAACAAGCAGAAAUAUAUCUACACAAACAAAUAAACUGAGCUUUUAUUCAUGUUACAUUAAAGAGAACAUGCAAAACAUGUACAUUUCGUCUGAUCACACAUCUUCCUACUGCUUAAAAUUAGUUUCAUACGUAGAAAUGUCCAGUUCUACAAUAUGUACAGCUUUUAUCUGGUUUCAUGAAGCGACAGUACAGUUUGAGACAUGAUUUCCAAACGUCUGCAGCCCAACACAAGCGGAGUGCAGAAACCAUUCACUCCACUCAGAAAUAGAUAUAUACACACAAACAUUCAUGAUCUCCAUCCUCACGCUGUUCCUCUACAGAUCAGAAACGCUUCGCACAAGCAAUUACCCUCAAACAUUACUUUAAAUUAAAAACUAAAUCUGAUAAAACACAAGUGCACUGCAUUAUACUCUCUUAAAUAUCUGAUGAUUAUAUUUACUAUAAGCAGUUGUAUGGAUCAUAUUACAUAUUAUCUGACAGAUCUUCAUUUCCCUCAGUUCAUACAGACGUCAAAAUCAUUCUUGAGACAGAUAAAUAUUUAAAUAUGUAAGAGUGAAUCUCGUGAAAUCACGUCACACUUCAAGAAUCAUGGGAGUAUUUGUCGAAGAAAAUGAAGCCUAACUGUAUUAAGUCUGUAAGAGGCAUUAAUAGAUGUGAAAUAAACACACUGAGCAUUUUCUCAUGAAUUUAAUGCAUCCAGAUGUUUGCUUCUGAUGAGUUUAUAAUAACUAUUUUUACAGGUGAAUCUCAUGACAGUAAUAUACCAGUUUACUGUAUUAUGCUGCAAAACAGAUUGAUUUAAAUCAGCAGUACAAGAAAAACGAGCAUGAUUUAUUUUUGUCAUUACAGGAAUGGGAUUCAGGCUAAAACUGCAUUAAAACAAUGUCAGAAAUUCACAACAUCUUAAUUUUCUUUUGGUAAGAUAUAUGUCCUUUGAUUUUGUGCUGAUUUAUGGCCUGUUCCUGACAGGUGUGUGAGAUGAAGACGUCUGAAUCAUUAAACAGGUGAGCGCGGCUGUGAUUAUCUGAUAAUCCGGCGGGUUACGGGUCUCGUUAAGGGUUUCAAGCUACUUGAUCAAACUCCGCUGAG